Molecule: messenger RNA, 11130 nt
Organism: Cryptosporidium ubiquitum
Lineage: Eukaryota; Apicomplexa; Conoidasida; Eucoccidiorida; Cryptosporidiidae
Exons: 1
Coding region: 1-11130 (3709 amino acids)
Source: RefSeq, a predicted model, not a curated record
AUGGACCGUUUAUUUCAUACAGAAAUUUGUAUUUUUUCACCAAAAGCCAAUAUAAUAUACCUCAAACUAUUAAAGACGGUCCUCAAACCAUCAAUAUUUAUUCUAGAUUUGAAGGAAGAGGGUUUUAGCGAUGAUUUUAAGGAUUUCUUCCUUGAAAUUUUCAAAAAUAGACUAAACCUGGAGCAACAAAGCAAUUCUAAUUUUUGUUUAACCCGAAAUGCGAAAAAUUCGAUUAUACUUUCUUCCUCAAAAAUUCUUUAUUUAAUUUACGAAAAGGGCAAUCCAAAUGAUUUUUUUGCAUGCAACACUGCAAGUAAAAUUAUUUCAUUAAAUACCGGCGUGUCCACAAUAAUAAGAAAUGUGUGCAAAGGCAUGCAUUUGGUAUUUGUUUUGGACUUGGGGUCAUUAUUAUGGUUUUCAGAAUUAUAUGAUGAUAUAGAGCAAUUGGGAGCAAGGACAGAUGAGUUUUUAUCAAGUUUGGAAAACAUAUUAAACGAAGUUUCGAAGUUGUUGGAAUAUUUAAAGUAUAUGGAAGAUGGGGUAGAAGUAAAGUUUUCUGUUUUUUUGUUUGGAACGAAUCAAGAAGAGCCUUGCUUUAAGCUGGUAUUUUAUGAAAUACCAAUCAUUUCUUGGAUUAGUGAAAAACAAAUUUUCAGAGAACAUUUGCAAUGUGUUAUUCAGGAGAUUUUAAAAACCCACUUGGAGUUCACACAAGGUGAGAUAAACUUUUUUAAAAGCUUGUACAGCUUUGAAAUUUUUGAAUUACUGAACUCAUUUUCAACUUCUUGGACUCAUUCAGUAAUUGUAAUAACAACAGGAAUAAUAUCUUCCAGACUUUUUUCAGAAGGAAAUUCUUCCUCAUUAUUUUGUCAAAAUAAUGAUUUAUUACGUUACUGCUCUUCAAAUGAUAUUCAGAUUCAUUUUUUGGUGAUUAAAAAGUUUAGCAUGGACCUUGAAGAGUCAGAAAUUGGAUUAAUUCCUUCUUUAGAUACUUUGGAAUUUGUUGCUACUAGUUUUAAUUCAACUUUAACGGUAUGUGAGUAUGGAGUAAAUGAGCAGGAUGCGAGAAAGAUAGCAAAGGAUUUGCUAUUAAGGCCCGAUAUUUGCAAUAUCCCCUUCAAAACUGAAUCUGGAGUUAAAGACAUAUUAGAUGGGUUGAAGGAGAUUUAUAAUUAUAAAGUAAAUCAAAGGUUAUCUCUCAUAGAACUUUUAGUAAAUAAAUUAAGGAAUGGUUUCAAUUUUGUUGGAGAAUCAAAAAUUGAUAUUCCACUCAUUUUAUUUUCAAAAUUUCAUAAGUUGGUUGAAGUUAUAUGUUUGAUUGAAAAUUAUAAAGAUUUUCAAGACAACUGUUCAGAAUUUUGGUCCAUCAAAUUUUAUAUCAGGAAUUUAGGAAAUGCCAUUUCUACCCCAGAUCAAUUUUCAUUACUUAAAAAAUUAUUGGAAUCUAAAGAAGAGAUUAAGAAGCUCAAUUUCUCCAGCAAGCCCUACAUAUUGACUUAUUUCCUUUACUCCUUUAUUUUUAAAAACAGAUUAUUGGAUACUUGGAUGGAAGGCUUAGUUGAAAAUUAUUCAAAAAACAGCGAAUACAUUCCAACCUUUCCAAAAGAACUGAAUAGUUUGUUUCUUCCGUACAUUAUUCGGCAUGAAGUUGAUUUUAUAUUGGAUAGUGACCAAACUUUAUUUAAAGAAGAAGUUUUUGAUGGGUUUAAAGGUUCUUGGGACUUGCUAAAAGCCAAAUUAACGGAUUUAGGGUUUAAAUCCUUUAUACUAGAAAACCAACAGGAUGAAUUUGAUUUUUCAUCAAGAGAAAUUGAGGGAAUUUUGAUGUAUUAUAAUCUGUUUCCACAGAUAAAGACUACAGAAAUGGGAAUGAAAUUUGAGGACCUUGAAAUUUUGAGAAUUUUAAGAUCUUGGGCAAGUAAUGAUUCUUUGAUCCAGACUCAGAAUUCUAAUUUGUCUGGAAAAGCGAAAAACAUCACUGCAAUUUGGUUGAAAGCCCAAAGAACUAUUAUCAAAACAUCUGAUCAUGGGAAAAAUAAAAGUAAAGAAAUAGAAAGCCAAUCUUCAUUAGUGAAAUUUAACAUCUUAUUUUAUGGUCUCAGUCCAAUAUAUUGCCAAGAGUAUACAAAGUGGUUUAAGGAGCAAAUUAUGCAAUAUGGAAUUGUACCUGAAGAUGCAGAUUUAAGUUUAUUGAGAAUAUCAUUGAGAACAAGUUAUUUUUUAAAAAGUAGUACAAAAGGAGCCAUAUGCUUGGAAAAGUCAUGGAGCUACGUACUUUGGAGUGAAAAAGAAAAGCAUAUUCAUCAGGAGCAGGAACCAAUGAAUUUGAAUGAAAGGGUCAUAUUGACUAUAUCAAAUUCCAGAUUUUUGGAUGGUUGGAUUUUGCUUAAUAGGAUAAAUUACAAAGAUCAAUUAAAUUCAACCUGGUAUAAACCCAGUGAUCUUAAGAUUACUAAAAACUUCAGGUUGAAAGUAUUGUUUAUUUAUGACCUUAAGUUCCAAUUUGACAACAAUGCAAAUAGUAGCAAGCUAACAUGCAGAGCUUUAAUGGCAAGUUCUAUUGAUAGAACUGAUAUUAUUAAUGAGAAUAAUGGAGAAUUCUUUUUAUUUAAUAAGUUUGCUGAAAGAAUCCACUAUCAAGACAACAAAAUAAUACAAACAAUCUCAUUAAUAGAUUAUUUAUAUACUUCAAGUCAUUUAAGAAAGAAUAUUGAAUAUUUUAGAAAUAUGAAUGAAGAGAUAAAUGAAAAAAGUAACCAUGAGGAUUCCUCUGAAAUUAAAGCUGAAAGCUUUCAUCAAAAUGCAUACAGAAAUAAAUUUGGAGCAAUCAAUUCUAACUACUAUAAUAUCUUUUUCAGUGGUCUUAAAAAGUCCAAAGAAUUUAAUAAAUACAAGAGAAUUAUUCAAAACAAAUCAUUUUAUGCUAACGACGAUAAAAUAUCACUAUCAAUUCGAGAAAUUUCGAAUUUAUUUCUCACAUUUAAUAAUAAUGAAAUGGAGACAGAUUCAGAUGAUAAUGACAAAUUUAAAAUAGUUUCACAAUCUAGUGCAGAAAGUGACAAUUACGAAGCCAUUGAAAAUGAAUUGGAUAAAGAAUUUAUCAAUCAAUUUAAGCCUUUAUGUUUGAUAGAAAUACCUCUAAUUAACACAAACAAUUUGUUUACUUGUCAGAAUAAUUCCAAAAAUGGUAAAAAUUCUGAUAUUGAAGCAAGGAGAAAGUAUUUGGAAGGAGCAUCAGAAGGUUCGUUUGAGAAGUUCCUAUAUAAAAUAUCAAAAAUCACAGACAGAUCUGUUAGGGUGGAUGAAAAUGAAUGGUAUACAAUAUUGUUUAUUGAUGAAGAUGAACUGGAUGUCAAGUCUAAAGAUCAGGAUAGCUUUAUAAUAAGUGAAGAUUUGGAACCAAUUUUUUCUGAUAAAAGAGAGAAAACCAAAAGUUGGAAUUUAAUAAGGAGGUUACAUAGUAAUCAAAUCUACGAUUAUAUGAUAAUUACUCAUAUUAAACUUCACAGAUCCAGUUCUAAUGGGCCAACAAGCUCAAUAUUAGGAAUAUAUCUUUGUUCGUAUUACAAUAUUUGUUUUGGAAUAACACAGAAAAAGGCAAAUCUAGAAAUGGGGAUUUUUGAAAAAAAGAAACUGAAUAAAGUUAGACAAUUCGUAGAAUUAUAUAUUUCUAUAGUAAAAGAGAUUUGGGAUUCAAUUAAAUUUAAAAUGAUUUCAAAAUACUAUUUAUUGGGUAUUCCAAUUUGUUCCAAAGAUAUUGCAAAGAUACAAAACGAAAAUGAAUUCAAUGAGGAGAAGGCUCAACCAUCAUCAAAAAUAGAUUCAGAAUCAAUUUAUAUAAAUGGGUUAGAGAAUAGUUCUAUAGAAAAUCCUAUAUCAGUAAGUGGAAUUGGUCUGGAUUUAGAUCCAGAAUUCGAUUUUAUAAAAGAAGAAAACACCCACCAAGAUAGUUUUCAAAGCUUAUUGCUUGGUUUAAGUUAUGAUCAGGAGGUUUUAUCAGAAAAGGGAAGUAAUUCUGAUCCAGAUACUUGCUCGGAUAUAACAUUUGAUAUCAAUGAAUGUAAUGAAGUUAGAAGGGAAGUUUGCAAGUAUUUAAAAUGCAAUAUAUUCAGAUUUAAACUCAGUCUUUCCAGUUUCAAAAUAGUCCUAUAUAGAAAAUUCAGAAAUAAUGUAGAGCUGGAUAAGGGGCUAGAAAAGUUGGAUAAGUUAGCAGGAUUUAUUGGUGAGGAACUUGAAAGCCGUAUGAAGAAUGCUUUAAGAAUGAAACUAGUUCAUUUUGAUUGCCAAGAUUUGAAUUGUUUUUUGGUAUUUUGCGGAGUACUUGAUUUAUAUAAGGGAAAAACUGAGAAUAUUAUAGUAGCUAUAUCAUUAAUGAAAAAUAAACAAAACUUGGGGAUUUCUUACCUUGAAUCAAUAAGAUUCUGGAAAAGAUUCAAAAAAAAUUUAAGUUUUAGUCCCAGUUGGUUUCAUUGCCUUGUUUGGAAAAGUUUGACAGAAAAAGAUGAUUUAGAACUAAAGGUAACUAUUUUUACAUCUAUUGAUAAGAAAUACAUUAGAGUAAAUAGGACAGAUAUGGAACUCUGGUCGAUGAUUAAAUUGGAAAAAGAAUUAUUUGUUUCGAAACUAAGAAGCGUAUUAUCCUCUUGGAUGACUGAUAUGACUAUGGAACUUUCUUUUAUACAUGGAGAUGAAAUUUGGGGAAAAAGUAGGGAUGAAUCAUAUAGAAUGAAUUUGUUUGCUUGUUUUGGCCGUGAAUUAUUGCUAGAAUGCCUACAAGGAAUUAAGGAGAAGAUUUGGAAUUAUAAUGAUGAACUAUUUUCCGAGGAAGUUUUUGAAAAAAACAAAUUGAUAUCUUCUGGAUCAGUAAUUCUCAGAAGAGAUAUUCAGUUUCCUUUAUUAAAAUCUGAAACUAAAUUUGGAAAUGAUAUUGCUGUAAUUAACCUGCUUUCAUCUCAAGCUGAUUAUUUUCCGAUCAAAAGAAAACCACAUUUGAUUUUAAUAUGGCAUGGAUCUCAGUUUCCUAUGGAUAAUUUGCAAAUAGCAAGUCCAAGCUUAAAAAGCAGACUCAGAAGAGGCUUUUUGGACAACCUUUUAGAGCAUACCAGAGUACUUGCAGAGAUUUAUAACCCAGAUGGUUUGGUAAACAACGAAUUAGUACUAGGACUUGCUUUAAAGAUUUAUUUUCCAUCUUCAAUUACCUGUGGAAUGAAAAUGAGCUCACAAAGUAAAUUUAAGUGUAAGAUAUGUGAUUUUCAUAUAGAGGAAAACUGUUUACAUGAAUCUAUUAAUUUUAUUUUUUCAACAAUGCAAAGUAGGUUUAUUGAUAUUUGGAAAGAAGCAACAUGCGAUUUCUUACUACAGAACGUUGCUAUUUCAAGAAUGGUUAGCUCUUUGAUGGUACCUAAAUUUAUAUCAUCUGAUUAUUCAAAUCUAAGAAUAGAAAACGAAAAGAAGAAACCAGAAAUAUCAAUUUUAGACUCAAAUGAACAGGAGGACAUUUUUGGACAAAUUUCUAUCACCUCAGAAUGGCUUUAUGAAGUACCUUUUGAAAUUUCCCCAGCAAAAUUUAGAAGGAUGAAAAAGAAUAAUUUUAGUAGUUUAUUAAAAAGGAAAUUGGACCCAGAUUAUUACGAAAAGCCUGGUGAGGUAAUUUUAUGGGAUGGAAGAACAAUUAAAGUACCUAAUUAUAUAUUUUGGCUAAAAAAACAUGAAGAAGUAUUUAUUGAAAUUCCUUCUGGGCUCUAUAAUGCUCCAUUGAUAGAUAUCUUGUUUGGAGGGGGAAAGUGGGACAUUUCAAAUAUUGAUAGAUACAACAAAGAGUUAUCUUCAAUUGAAAAAAGUUUAUUUGGAAACUUUGAUUCCGGAAAAGAACCCAAUAAAAGCUCUGAGGUCUUAUCUUCUGCAAAAGAAAUAGAAUUCAUUUCUUUAAUAUAUCCAAAAGGAUGGCUAUUAUAUUCAGAAGAUGCAAUAACUUCGACCAAUACAUUAGGAACUGGAUCCAUAUUUUUGAUUAAGCCUGAUUAUCUUUUUAUCGAUAUUAGGAAUAGGGAAGUGAAAAUACAAAAAAAAAAGAGAAAAGACUUAAUUAACCAGGGUGAAUUGAAUCAAAGUUAUUCUGUUGAGUUCUCUCCUUCAAGUUCAAAUAAUGUCCCAAAGCUUAAGUCGAAAGUUGGAAUUUCUCUUUCUUUCUUUGGAAAAAGAAAACCUUCAAAGAGUACAAAACUAUAUUUUUAUAGACAGCUCAAAUUUGCAUUACAAAGACUUAUUUCAAAUUGGAAUAAUAGUUUUAACACCAUAAUACUCCCCAAAGCUGAUUAUGAGAAAUCAGUUGGAGAAAUUUAUUUGAAUUCAAAGAAUGAAUUGAGCUAUGAUUCAAAUCAGAAGCUUGAAGCCCCUUAUCACUUAACAUUAAUCUUAAAAUUAAGCAAAACAUACCAUAAUUUUUUAGGUGCUUCAGUUUUUAACAUGGCACAACAAAAUAAUAUAAUAUUGAAAUUUGGGGAUUUGUUUACAAUAAUGACUACUAUAUUAACAUGUUACAACAUAAGCUAUGAAGAAAUUGAUCGAGGUAUUCGUAUAUUUAUUAGAAAUAUUGAUUUUGAUUCGAAAUCUGAGGAAUUGGAAUACCAGAUAGAUUUAUCAUUCUAUUCUGGAAUCAAUGGCCGAAUUCUAGACACCUCUGAUCCAUGGGCUGCAGGGAACAAGUUUGGUCAAGAUCCCUGCUUAAAUCUAGAAAAGUAUUUUGAUGAUUGCUUACUUCCAGUACUUGAAGAUGAAAUAUAUCAGUUUCCAAGCCCAUAUUGGGAUUUUAGUAAGAUAUCAGACUUUGUGUUUUUGUAUAGAAAUAAUGAAGCGGAUAACCUAAACAAUGAUACCAUAAAUGAAACAAAUUCUUGGAAUUUAAUAAGAGAUUUAGAUGGCAGAUUAAUCCAGAUACGAAAGAAUUCAUCAGCCCAUACAACCCCCGAAAAUAACUUAGAUGAAAGAAAAAAACAAAAAAAAUCGUCUUAUGAAUUAUUAAAUACACAAAAGUAUGAUUCUAGUAAUAAUGAUUUGCUUAUAUACUUAAUGCCAUGUAUUUACUUGGGAGCAGAUACAUAUUAUAAAGGAAAACCAAUUUAUUUGGAUGAGAGAUCAGAAAUGGACGAUGAGAAUAAUCAUAAGGCUAAUAGCAUAAUCAUGUUUAUUAAUUCACUUUUUAACCUAGUAUUUAUGGAGUUAUUAAUUAAACUAAAGUUAACAAUUAAGGAUAAUUGGAUUGUCAAAAAUCAAUUUCAACUUUCUAAGAAAGAAUUGGAUAAGGAAAUAAAUAAAAAUUCAGGUUAUUAUUCGUUUCUGUUAAAUAAUGAAUACCCAAAAGUUCAUGGAGCAACAAUUGGAGAUAUACACAAAUAUAGAGAUGAUAUUCAGAGCUUUUUUCAAUUGAUGAUAAAUAAUAGAGAAACUAUCGAAAGAUUUGUACCUUUAAAAUUAGUUUCUAAGUACGAUAAUAUGAUAAAGAGUUAUUCAAUUCCCAGUCUAAUUAUAAAAGAUAUUCAUGGAGAAAAUGAUGAAACUCAAAUGUAUUUUCCUUCUUGGAGUAUAGCUGAUUUCAUUAAGAAAAUUAGAGAUGAAAUAAGUAAAAUUCAGAAAGAGAAAAGUAUGCUAUCAGAAUUGAAUAGUAUAAAGAUAGUUAUUUCUGGAUAUACUUGUAUAAUUCAUGAUAAUAAAGAAGUAGAUAUAAAUGAAAGGGUACUGAAAAAAGAAGACGGAAUUUCUUCAUCUAAUAACUCCUCGAUUAAUAUCAAAUUUCCCAUAGAAAAAAGACAAUCAAUGAAGGAUACUGAUUUUGAAGAAUGUGGAUGGCAUAUUUUGAAAUAUAAGUCUCAUGUUAAGUACUUAAAUGAUAUAUAUGAACAAACAGACUCAAAUAUUACUGAUUGGGUGGACUCAUUAUACGAAAUAGAUAAAGAUUCUAGUUAUGAUAAUAAUAUUGCUGAUACUAGAAGUGAUUCAAAUUUUAUGAAUCUUUAUGGUUCAUUUUUUAAUAUUUCUGGAGGUAAGCAAAGACCUUGUAUAACAGUAAACAUUCAUUCAACUGAUGAUACUAUAAUAGAAUACAUGAUCAUUCUUGAGCUGACCCCAAGUGGAAUAAUGAUUGUUUCUUGGAAUGUUCCCAUCUUAAUUAUUGGCAAGUUUCAGCAUAUAAUUAAAUCAUUUAUAUUUGAAAAUUCUAUCAAAAUGGUUUGGUCUUUGCAAUUAUCAAUUUGGUAUAAAUACAACAUAAUUUACAGAAAGUAUAUUUUUGUAUUAGAUUUAUCCAAAUUUUACAUCGAAUUUGAGAAAAGUACAACUAUUAACAACAAUGAGUAUUCUGUCCCUUUUCUUGGUAAUAAUUAUUAUUUUCCAAAAAUUUGUGAGAUCUCAACAAAUAUAAUAUCAUACAUUUGGAGAGAUAAAUAUAAAGACCCAGAAUUAAAAUCGAGUAUUUUUCAAGAUUUAUAUAAAAAGGAGCUUAUAAUAGAGUGUAAAAUCAACAGAUUAAAGUUGGAGGACAUUUUAAUUCCAAACAUUGUAAUGGGGAAAAUAUUGGAUUUAAAAUAUGAAGAGCUACUCAAAAGAUAUCGAAUAAAUGAGAAAUUUAAUUGCUUAAUUCCAUCUAUUAUUAACCAAAUAAGAAUGUUAAAUUCUGAUGAUUUAAUUGAGAGGUGGAACAAUUGCUUUUUUAAAUAUAAAUUCUGGGUAUUUAUUAACCAAUUUUUAAUAGAAUGUUUCAGCAUUAAAAGUCUAAAACAAGAAAUAUCAAGAAUGUUUUCAAAAAGUGUAAUUCUUCAAGUAAACAAAAGCAAUAUGAUUUUUAAAUAUCAACAAAUUGUUAACUUUUUAAAGAAAAGAGUCGAGAGUUAUAAUAUUGAAUAUUCGAAGUAUCAGAAAAUUAAUGAAAAACACAAUGAAAAUAUUAUUCAAACAUAUUAUUACUUAUUAACUUAUCUUCAAAAUUCUCACAAUAAUAUUAAUACAUUAAUUUCUGCAACAGUUCAAAAUAGAAAUAAUCAUUUUGUAUUACUUCACCCAAAUCAACUUUUUGAGGAUAAUGGUACUAGAAAGUUAUUCAAUUACAAUAAUAUUAACAGCUGUGAAUUAUGUAUGAUGAAUCCAAAAGAUAUUUCCAUAAGAAUAAUUCUAACGAUUUUAUUUAGAUGCUCCAUAGAUCUCUUGGAGCGUUUAUAUAAUGAGGAAAAGCUUGAAAUAAAUAUACAAAAUGAUCAAUCUACUUUUAAAGAAAUUGGCUUUGUAACAGAAGAUUCCUCUGACUUUUAUGAAUCAGAACAAAAUCAAAGUGAAAGAAAGAAUUCAAUUUUAAAUAAAGUUCAAAAAGAUAAAUUCAUUAGUAAAAAAAUAAUCAUUGAAAAAUUGGAAUGCUUUGACAAUAAGGGUGAACUAUUAAUCUUUAUUGAAGAUAUACCUGGGAUUCCAUACCAAAACUUUUCUUCCAAUCUCGGGAAUAUGUAUAUAAUGAAGGAUUUAACUAUAAAAUUAGAUGAAUUAUUUAAAGAUAAUGGGUUCAUUAGACUAGCAAAUUCUUAUAAUGAAAUUAUUAACAAAGAAUACUUAUUUAAAAACAAUUAUUGUAUUUCAAUAAUUAGUAGUAUCUAUAAUGGAUUAAACAUACACGAAAAAAUACAAGCAAAGAAUUUGAAUUACUUAAUGGAGACAGAGAUUGGUAAUGAGAAAGAAAUUAUCAUUUAUAUAAAAACUAUUCAUAUUAAAAAAUAUAACUUUUCAAUACCUAUAUGUGUUUUUCUAAGCUUAUACAUAAGUAAGAUAAAGAUCAUAUAUUUAACAAGUAUUUUUAAUGAAUGCACAUCAUACAUUAAUCAAAGUAUAUUGGACUUUAUCAAAAUACUAAAUAUCAAAAAGUUGAUUUUUGAGUAUGUUUUAUCUUAUUCAGAAUCUUUGAUUUUAAACAUUUGGAAUCAAAGUAAUAAGAAAUUAAAGAUUCAAAAUUUUCAAUAUUUUGAAAAUGGACUUUCUGGAUUAAAACGAUCUGUUGAUCACUUAAUUAAAUCUAUAUUGUGGGUAAAUGGAUUUUUAAGAGAUUAUCCAAAUAUUGAAAUUUCAAAUCUGAGCAUUUUUCAGAUAUUAAUAACUAGAGAUCUUAAAAUAAAUAAUAAUCAGUUUAUUUCAAUACAAAACAGUUUUUACCAAUAUAUUGAUUUAGAAAAAUCAAGUUAUAGAAUUAAGAUGUUACCAAAUUCAGAGAAUAAAGUAAUUAUAUUAUUCCAAUCUCUAGUAAAAAACGAGUUAAUUGGAUUAAUAAUAGAUGAUAGUAAAGAUAAGGGAAACCAUACAAAUAUUCAAAACUAUGACAUAGAUUAUCAUAAAGAGAUUUUGAGAGAUGAUUUGGAAUUACCAAUAGACUGUUUUAUUUUAAAAAAUGAAUCAGAAAUGGUUCAAAGUCAACAUGAGCUUGAAUUUUCACAAGAAGAAAUUAAAUGGGAAAUAACAAACACAUUGUGUACUAUAAAAGAAUACAUAAAAAGAGAUCAGAUGCUUCAAAAGAUUCAAGUAUAUGGUACAUCUUUUUCACAAAAAUUUGUUGAUGAUUUGUCCAAUAAUCAGUUUUCUAUUAAUUUGUCUUUGGAUAAUAAAUUAUUAAAGCAGCUUCCAAUAAUAAAGAUUAAAAAUUUAAUGGUAAAUGAUGGAGCCAAGAUGGCUUAUAAAUCAAUGAUGAGAAUUCAAGAAAAUAUAAAUGUGAUUGUAUCUUUAUUUAGACAAUUUUGGAUGGAAAAUGAUGCAAUUCAGUUCUCUAAUUCUUUGUAUAGAAUAGAGGAGUCAGUAAUUGUAGGGGAAUUUAUUCAAGAUAGAAUUAUUUCUUUGUUAAUCAAAAAUAAAAUUAAGGAAGUUAUCUUAAUAAGGUUUUUCACGACAUUUAAAGCUUAUAAAAAUAGUGAUAUGGAAUGGAUUUUUAAUGACAUAAAGUUUACUUUUAAAAAUGAAAAUAAAAUUAAGAGAUAUUUUUUUAUUGAAAACAAACAAAAUGAUAAUAAUGAUCAAGAAAUAAAAAGUGAUUUAUAUAAUUUAGUACUUAAAUCAAUAGAAUAUAUUUUGGAUAAUAAUAGCAGAAAGAGUACUAAUAAAUGUAAAUAG